This is a messenger RNA of Aspergillus mulundensis, 1731 nucleotides long. RefSeq names its product GMC family oxidoreductase. The record is from RefSeq and is a predicted model, not a curated record. Bases 1 to 1731 code for a protein of 576 amino acids. Gene Ontology annotation, molecular function: flavin adenine dinucleotide binding; oxidoreductase activity, acting on CH-OH group of donors. Lineage: Eukaryota; Fungi; Ascomycota; Eurotiomycetes; Eurotiales; Aspergillaceae. The transcript has 3 exons.
AUGUCCUCCAACAACCAAACCUGGGACUUUAUCAUCGUCGGGAGCGGCCCCUCCGGCUCCGCCCUAGCCUCCAAGCUCUCCCUCAGCGCCUCCCAACCGCGCAUCCUCCUCCUCGAAGCCGGACCGCGCAAAGACGACCGCACCCUGCGCGUCUCCGGCAACAGAUGGACAACGUUCCAAGAGCCGAGCAUAAACUGGGGGUACAAAACAACACCACAAGAACACUGCAACGGGCGCGAAAUCGACUACUCGCGGGGGAAAGUCGUCGGCGGCGGGUCGGCGAUCAAUUUCGGGAUCUACACGGUCGGCGCGAAAGACGACUACGAUGCCUGGGCGGAGAUCGUGGGCGAUGAGAACUUCAACUGGGAGCGGAUGCAGGCGCGGUUCAGGGACAUCGAGGCCUUCGACACGCGGAUUCCCAACGAGGCGUAUCGGGCUUUUGCGGCGCCUGACCCGCAGCAGCAUGGAGACAGCGGCGCGCUGAAACUCAGCUAUGCGGAGGAGUGGGAGGAGGAUCUGCCGCUUGUUAUGGAGGCGUUCAGGCAGGCGGGCGUGAAGUGGAACAUGGAUCAUAACUCGGGGGAUCCGAUUGGGGUGGGGAUGGCGAUUAACUCGGUGUACAAGGGGGUGAGGAGCACGGCGGGGGAUGUCCUUGACGAUGCGCUGGCCAAAGGGAGGGGGAAUUUGGAGGUUAAGACGGGCAAGACGGUGCGGAGGGUUGUGUUUGAGGGGGAGAGGGCGGUUGGUGUGGAGGCUGGAGAUGAGAUCUUCUACGCCAGCAAAGAAGUCAUCCUCUCCGCAGGCUCCCUCGACACCCCGCGCAUCCUCAUGCACUCCGGCAUCGGCCCAGCCGCCCACCUCUCCGAAUUCAACAUCCCCAUCCUCAAAGACGUCCCCUGCAUCGGCCAGGGCCUGCGCGACCACCCCUUCGUCCCCGUGUGCUUCCUCCGCAACCCCUCCACAAACAACCGCAACGCCUUCUACGGCUCCCAGUCCGCCAUGGACGCCGCCAUGAAACAGUGGCUCGUCGACGGGUCCGGGCCUUGGGCGCAGCGCGGCGCACAGCUGAUAAUGGGCUGGCUAAAGAGCGAGACCGUCAGCUGCUCCCCCGAAUUCGCGGCCCUCCCAGCAGACGUGCAGGCGUUCCUUAACAAACCGACCGUGCCGCACUACGAGAUCUCCGCCGGGUUCCCGCUGCAUAUGCUUGCCCCCGGGCUGACAAGCGACUACAGCUACGUGUGCCUCCUUGCAUUCCUGAUGAACGAGCAGAGCGUCGGCGAGGUGCGGCUGCAGUCAUCAGACCCCGAAGUCCCACUCCUCUUCAACGCGAAUUUCCUGGCACACCCAUUCGACCGGCGCGUGUGCGUCGAGUCCGUGCGUGAACUCCUUGCGCUGACGAAACACGAGGCCUUCGCGAAGGAUACAGUCAGCAUGAUCCUCGGCCCGGCGUCGGAAAGCGACGAGGAUAUCCUCGAGCACUGGCGGAGCACGAUUGCGUCGUCGUGGCACAUGACGGGGACUGUGAAGAUGGGGAGGGAGGGCGAUAAGGAUGCGGCGGUUGAUGGGAGCUUUCGGGUUAUGGGGCUGCAGGGGCUUAGGGUUGCGGAUAUGAGCGUUGUCCCUGUGCUGGCGAACAACCAUACCCAGGCCACGGCGUAUGUGACGGGUGCGACGGCCGCGGAUGUGCUGAUUCAGGAGUAUGGGCUUGAUGCGGUGGCGAGUCGGUUGUGA